AUCCAGAGCAACAACGAGCAGUUAGAUGAGAUUAUCCAGUUGCUGCAAAAGCAGAUAACUGGUCACAUUCAUGAACUGACAAAACUACUAGAAAAGGAUGUUCCCUGGUUCCCUAAAAAAAUCUCGGACCUGGAUAAAUGUUCCAACCAUGUGCUAAUGUACGGCUCGGAUCUGGAUGCAGACCAUCCGGGCUUCAAGGACAAUGUCUACCGCAAGAGGAGGAAGCACUUUGCUGAUAUAGCCAUGAGCUACAAACAUGGGGACCCCAUCCCUCGCAUUCAGUACACCGAGGAGGAAGUGAAGACAUGGGGUGUGGUUUUCAGGGAGCUGAGCCAGCUGUACCCCUCCUACGCCUGCCGGGAGUAUGUGAGAAACCUGCCGCUGUUGUUUCAACACUGCGACUGUCGCGAGGACAACAUCCCACAGCUGGAGGACGUCUCCCACUUCCUUUGGGAACAUACAGGCUUCACAAUCCGGCCUGUGGCAGGCUACCUCUCCCCCCGAGACUUCCUGGCAGGUCUGGCAUUUCGGGUCUUCCACUGUACUCAGUACAUACGCCACAGCUCCGAUCCGCUCUACACUCCCGAACCGGACACAUGCCAUGAGCUGUUGGGCCACGUGCCUCUCCUGGCAGAGCCCAGCUUCGCCCAGUUCUCCCAGGAGAUGGGCCUGGCCUCACUGGGUGCCUCUGACGAGGCUGUUCAGAAGCUGGCUACCUGCUACUUCUUCACAGUGGAGUUUGGGCUGUGCAAACAGGAUGGGAGAUUGAAAGCUUAUGGAGCUGGCUUGCUAUCAUCCAUCAGUGAGCUGAAGCACGCCCUGUCUGGGAAUGCCACGGUCAUACCCUUUGACCCCAGAAUGGCAUGCAAACAGGAAUGCAUCAUCACCACCUUCCAGGAUGUCUACUUUGUGUCAGACAGCUUUGAGGAGGCCAAAGUCAAGAUGAGGGAGUUUGCUAAGAGCAUCAAGCGGCCCUUCACAGUGCGAUACAACCCUUACACCCGGAGCGUGGACAUCCUGAAGGACACUUCCAGUGUCAUCGGCGUGGUGGAGGAACUCAAAUACGAGCUGGACACUGUGGCAGAUGCACUUCGUCGGCUGAAUAAACAAGGCGUCUGA
Messenger RNA from Conger conger (European conger), 1119 nucleotides. Its product is annotated as tryptophan 5-hydroxylase 1-like. The transcript is spliced from 11 exons. Gene Ontology annotation, biological process: aromatic amino acid metabolic process. Gene Ontology annotation, cellular component: neuron projection. Gene Ontology annotation, molecular function: iron ion binding; tryptophan 5-monooxygenase activity. Bases 157 to 1119 code for a protein of 320 amino acids. The record is from RefSeq and is a predicted model, not a curated record. Lineage: Eukaryota; Metazoa; Chordata; Actinopteri; Anguilliformes; Congridae.